CCUGAUGACCUUCCAUCAGCCAGAGUAUCAUGGUCCUCUACGGCAGGCAUGGCAUUACUGGAUACGACACGGAAGUUGGAAUAGUCAUCUCUAUCAGAUGACAGAUCUGGUCGCCGCACUUACCCUGGCGGGCGCUAGUCUCGAAGACCAAGACGAGAUAUAUCCUCGAACUACGGCUGUUGUGAGAGCGGCAGAAGAUGGAGUCUGGAACGGAGGUGCAUUGUGCGCUUUGAUAAACGCCGGUGCCGAUGUUGAAGGUCCUCGAGGAUCAUCGAAGGAUACUGUUUGCUCAAGUUCUCCAUCAAUGGGCCAGGAUCACAGGCCCACGACUUGCCUAUACGGACUCAUACCUCUACGUGCUGCAGAAAAUAGUAUCAAAGAUGACAUCUCUAGACAUUCGGAAUGAUUUCGUCGAAGAGACUCCUCUUCACUUACUGGUUACGAUAUACCACUCCGAGGAAGAGUUCCGGUCCGCCUGUGAUAUCUUCUUUGCCCAUGAUCCCCCACCAGACGUGAAUCUGGGCGAUCGACAAGGCCUUACUCCUCUGCUAAUAGCCGCGGACACGAACCAAGUCACGCAGGAUCCCGAACAACGUUUAUUUUAUCUAAUCGCCAAAGGGGCUGAUCUCGGAGUCCGGACCAGAGAGGAUAAGGAUGUCUUCUGCCUCUUAGCCAACAACAAGACUCUCAGCGACCAGCAGAGUCAUGAUAUUAUUUAUCGGUUACUGUCACAUCUGGCGGAUCUUGAAGGUUGUAGUAUCCCACAGGCGUACAAAAAGCACUACCUUCCGCACGAGGGUGCCAUCCUCACCCUCAACACGGCGGCGAUGGCGGGAAGAGUGAAAACCACCUCCCACCUACUAGAUGUCGGACUCGACGAGGCCAUCAACAAUCCGAUAAACCUGAGAGACCCUACUACCGUCCUGGACAGCGCCAUUUCAUCAGCAGCGCGGAGCCGACACAUGCAUCUCGAUCUUCUGGCGGCCUACAGUCCAGGGGCCCCACGAGCCCGUGCGCUCGCGGCCCAGACGGUGUACGAUCCGCGUCAAGGACCACCGACGCGCGCUGCUGAGGCUUACACGGGACUCCCAGAAGUCCUGCAGCUCUUACGCGCCCGUGGUGCAAAGCGGGCUAUUGAGCUAAUGCCAUCCACUCAUUCCGAAGUGAGUCCGGAUCAUCCUGAUGUCUGGGAUAUCACCCAGAUGUACUGGAUUGGGUUCGCCCCGGGAACACAGCCAAAUAGAGAACGCUGGGGGGCUGUUUAUCAGCUAUCUCGUCUACCCUCGGUAGGCUGGCGAGAGACGGUCGUCGAUGGUCUCAGAGAGAUGUACCAGUUCGACUUGUGGUGGCCCGAUCUAGCCAUGCUUGAGGCUACCAUCAACCUCGUCAAUAAGCAGGAUAAGGCCCUCGCUUCUGGUACAGUACCGAUGUCGCCCACGGUUUCUUCCGAUACAAGUACGGAGGUAGUAGACGUUGAGCUGCUUAGGCACAUGUUGCGGAUGCUCAUUACCGCAAGACCCAACGCCGACGAUGUCCAGACAACUGAUGAGAUUAGUGAUGAUUCCACGCCCAUGACCAAGUGGAUCAGGAUUCGCGAGGGGCGAAAGUAUGAUCGCAGUCCUGCGUCCUCGGGUGAGCAAAUACCCGAAGUGGAACUGGCGUGGAGAGACACUGGAUUCCGGCUCGGUCAGAAGCGCGUGCGUCAGGUUAAUUAAAAGAAGAUAAGUACCCGUAUGGGCGUGAUCUAGCAUCUCACAUUCGUCUUGCAAAUAAGAUGAUUAACUUAAAGAAAAUUCCCAAUUGCAG
Messenger RNA from Aspergillus costaricaensis CBS 115574, 1806 nucleotides. RefSeq lists its product as uncharacterized. The record is from RefSeq and is a predicted model, not a curated record. Gene Ontology annotation, molecular function: protein binding. Bases 249 to 1715 code for a protein of 488 amino acids. Lineage: Eukaryota; Fungi; Ascomycota; Eurotiomycetes; Eurotiales; Aspergillaceae. The transcript is spliced from 2 exons.